AUGUCACGUAUUCUUCAAUCAGUAAGCGGUCAAAAUUUUGGAGGUCAAGGGGCUCCUCCAAGAGUUGUGGUCUGGGAAUGGUUGAAUGAGCAUGGACGUUGGAGACCAUAUACUGCAACUGUGUGCCAUCAUAUUGAGAAUGCUUUACGAGAAGACGGACGGGGACGGGUGGCAUUAGGGCAGGUGGACACACAGCUAACGCCAUACGUCAUUGACCUUCAGACUAUGCACCAGUACCGCCAGGACACAGGGACCGUCCGCCCAGUAAGACGCAGUUUUUUUGAACCAUCUUCUGCCCCAGGCAAGGGUAUCGUAUGGGAAUGGGAAAAUGAUGCAGGCUCCUGGACUCCUUAUGAUACAGAAAUCUGCAUUGCUAUCCAGAAUGCCUAUGAGAAGCAGCACCCUUGGCUGGACCUCACUACACUUGGUUUCUGCUACUUGGUGCAUUUCCAUAGCAUGUGUCAAGUCAACCGGCAAACACAUCGUAAACGACGACUAAGGAGGCGCAUGGAUCUUGCAUAUCCUUUGACAAUGGGAUCCAUUCCUAAGUCUCAGUCGUGGCCUGUGGGGUCUGGUUCUGGAUUACCUUGUUCUUGCCCCCAGUGUCUGCUAGUAAACAGUACUAGAGCAGCUUCUAAUGCUAUCCUAGCAUCACAGAAAGUUAAGGUCCCCCCUGGGCCUCCACCCAACUUGCCUCCACCCCCUCCCCCUCCACUACAUCCAUCUGGAAUAAGACAGAGCGUUACGUAUAGUGGGGGAGCUGCAGGUUGGGGAAGACCAGGAGAAGGAGGUCGUCCUGCAGGAGGAAUCAGAAAUAGCUCUCGUAGUCAAAGUGUACCAGGAUCAACAGCUUACCCAGGACAGAACAAUCUGAACAGACCAGGAGUACAGAGAACCAGUGGGAGCAGCAGUAGGGCAUCUAUCCCUCCGGGUGUGCCCGCUCUCCCUGUAAAGAAUCUAAAUGGAACCGGCCCUGUGCAUCCGGCCUUGGCAGGAAUGACUGGUAUUCUGAUGUGUGCAGCUGGACUGCCUGUGUGCUUAACCAGAGCCCCUAAACCUAUACUGCACCCACCUCCUGUCAACAAAGAGGACAUCAAACCUGUGAGCGGCAUCAGUGGCAUCUGUCGAAAGACCAAAAAGAAACACCUGAAGAAAAGUAAGAACCCAGAAGAAGUAGUGCGAAGAUACAUCCAAAAAGUAAAGUCACCGCCAGAUGAGGAUUGUACUAUUUGCAUGGAACGUCUGGUCACUGCUUCGGGAUAUGAGGGGGUCCUAAAUUAUAAAGGAAUACGAUCAGAUCUGGUUGGAAAAUUAGGGAAAUGUAAUCACAUGUACCAUGUGCUCUGUCUGGUGGCCAUGUACAACAAUGGUAAUAAGGACGGCAGCUUGCAGUGUCCCACAUGUAAAGCAAUUUAUGGGGAGAAAACAGGCACCCAACCUCCCGGGAAGAUGGAGUUUCAUGUUAUUCCUCACUCGCUUCCUGGAUUUCCUGAGUAUAAGACUAUUCGCAUAGUGUAUGAUAUUCCAAGUGGGAUGCAGGGCCCUGAGCAUCCGAACCCAGGGAAGAAGUUCACAGCCCGAGGAUUUCCACGUCACUGUUACUUGCCAGAUAAUGACAAAGGAAGGAAGGUGUUACGACUGUUGGUGGCAGCAUGGGAUCGGCGUCUGAUAUUUGCUAUUGGUACCUCAAGCACGACAGGGGAAUCCAAUACGGUGGUGUGGAAUGAGAUUCAUCACAAGACUGAGUUUGGGUCCAACCUUACAGGUCACGGAUACCCCGAUCCUAACUAUUUAGACAAUGUUCUAGCUGAACUUACUUUGCAGGGAGUGACUGAAGAGAAAGCAUUGCCCUAUUAAGCAAAGCUCUGGACCCUUUCAUAAAUAUGGAGCCAACAGCAUCAGUUGAGUACCAUUAACAACUACUGUCUCCAACUUUUUCAGGGGAUGUAAUUCAGCCAGUACUGGGAAACCCAGCAAAAUCACUUUGCUGUAGUUAAAGAGCAGAGAAUCCAAGAUAACCAACAUUGUAGGUGGAGCAUGGCAUCAUUCUUCAUAGCAUCCUGGUCUCCAGAGGCAGCACCAGCUGCAGAGCAUCCAUUUACAGAGCAUGAUGUUUUUACUAAAAAAUGAGCGUUGUUCCACUGGGUGGUGACAAUUUAUUGAAUGUAGGGGAGACAUAAUGGCUUUCUGUAUCACAGAAUCAGGUCAAUGGUGGCACAUUCUUUAAUAGGCUGUGAGAAAUACAAUGCGUUGGCCUCUGUAUAACGGCAGAAAACUCUAAAGGGUCAUAUGUUUCCCUCUUACUAUCAUUUUAAAGAAGAGACCAAGAGCCUCCCGUCUCUCAUCACCUGUGUGAUCAAUAUAGAUGUUGUGUGAAGUCCGUGGGCUAUGUGGUCAAAAUUAUGAAGGUAUAUCCUCCUUAGCAAUGCUAAAAAUAAGCAGGCUCCGAGUUGUGAGCAGUAAGACAUGUUUACAAGCCAGUAUGCUGGGAUUUUACGGGUUACCUACAAUUAAGAUGUAGCAAUUGUCAUCAUAUUAAACGGAAUGCUUCAUACCUUAUAUAAAGUCGGCAUUACUAUCAUUAUGUCAUUGUGGUAAUGCAUUCCUUCAUUGUGUUUCUAUCAUGACAAACCAUCUAUUCACAGUUUUUCUUCUA
Bufo bufo (common toad) is the source of this 2656-nucleotide messenger RNA. RefSeq names its product deltex E3 ubiquitin ligase 1 (gene DTX1). Gene Ontology annotation, molecular function: ubiquitin protein ligase activity; zinc ion binding. The transcript is spliced from 9 exons. Bases 1 to 1857 code for a protein of 618 amino acids. Gene Ontology annotation, biological process: Notch signaling pathway; protein ubiquitination. NCBI's taxonomy places the organism in Eukaryota, Metazoa, Chordata, Amphibia, Anura, Bufonidae. The record is from RefSeq and is a predicted model, not a curated record. Gene Ontology annotation, cellular component: nucleoplasm.